AUGAAGCGUGCGAGAGCCACAGGCGAGUCUAGCUCUUCUAGGGUUUCGCCGAGUCUCGAAGCAGGAGUCAUCAAGAAACUCCGGUUGGAGAAUUUCAUGUGUCAUUCAAAUCACGAAACUGUGUUUGGAAAUCACGUUAAUGUCAUCACUGGACAAAACGGAAGUGGUAAAAGUGCAAUACUUACUGCGUUGUGUGUUGCAUUUGGUUGUCGAGCUAAAGGGACUCAAAGAGCAUCUACUUUGAAGGAUUUUAUCAAAACUGGUGCUAGUAAUGCUGUCAUCCAUGUUGAAAUUCAAAAUGAAGGAGAGGAUGCUUUCAAGCCUGAAAUGUACGGGGAUGUUAUCAUUGUAGAACGUAGGAUAUCUGAAUCCACAAGCUCUAUCACAUUGAAAGAUCACCAAGGAAAGAAAGUUUUCAGUCGGAAAGCAGAUCUUCAGGAAAUCAUUGAACAUUUCAAUAUUGAUGUGGAAAAUCCGUGUGUGAUAAUGAGUCAAGACAAAAGCAGAGAGUUUUUGCAUUCUGGGAAUAACAAAGAUAAAUUUAAGUUCUUUUACAAGGCGACACUUCUUCAGCAAGUCAAUGAUCUUCUAGAAAGCAUUUCCAAUGAAAUAGCUAUUGCACGUGGAAUAGUUGAAGAAUUGGAGACUGCAAUAAAACCUAUAGAGAAGGAGCUCAACGAGCUGCAGGUUAAAAUUAAAACGAUGGAACACGUUGAACAAAUUUCCAUACAGGUUCAGCAGUUAAAAAAGAAACUUGCCUGGUCAUGGGUUUAUGACGCGGACAAGAAACUUGAGGAACAAAAUGUAAAGAUCGAAAAGCUGAAGAGCCGGGUUCCUACUUGCCAAGCUAAGAUUGAUAAACAACUGCAUCAGCUUGAAAAAUUAAUCGAAAACUGUUCUGCGAAGAAAGCUGAAAUUGCAAAUAUGAUGACAUCACAAGUAAAGCAAAUGAAGGAAAGUUUAAGUCGCUCGAUGUCCUUGGCAAAAAAAGAAGUAUAUGAACUACAGCGAGACUGCAAUCGCAAAACUAGUAACAUACAGAAGAUGGUACAACAGCUCAAAAGGCUUGAACUACAAAUGCAGGAUACUCACGAGCAGCAUUUGAAAAAUACCCAGGCUGAAGAAUUUGACAUGGAGGAAAAACUGAAGCAGCUUCGAGAUGAGUUUAAUGAUGCUAAGUCAGAAUAUGAUAGACUGAAAGAAGAAGAGGCUAUGUUAAUGAACAGCAGAAAUGGGCAAACUGACGAAAUCAGAAGGAUUGAUGUUAAGAUCCAAGAUCAUGAAAAGAAGUAUAAUGAAAUCAUGCAUAAUAUUCGCAAUCUUAAAAACCAACAAAGCAACAAGAUCACAGCUUUUGGAGGAAAUAAAGUGAUUAAUCUGUUACGUGUAAUUGAGAGAUAUCAUCAAAGGUUUAAGGUGCCUCCUAUUGGUCCAAUUGGUGCCCAUCUGAAGUUGCGUAGUGGUAACAAAUGGGCGGUUGCUGUUGAACAUGCUAUUGGGAGAAUGCUCAAUUCUUUUAUAGUAACUGAUCACAAGGAUUUUCGUCUUUUGAAACAAUGUGCAAAGGAAGCAAACUAUGAUCGUCUUCAAAUUAUUAUUUAUGAUUUUUCAACCCCAAGGUUGAUGAUACCAGAGCACAUGCUUCCUAAUACAAACCAUCCAUCAACUCUUUCCAUCUUACAAUGCGAGAAUGACACUGUGGUUAAUGUCUUAGUAGAUCUGGGAAAUGUUGAGAGACAAGUGCUAGUUAAUGACUAUAAUACCGGGAAGGUUGUUGCCUUUGAAGAAAGGAUCCAAAAUCUGAAGGAGGUCUUCACUUUGGAUGGUUGUAAAAUGUUCUCACGAGGUCCGGUACAGACAACUCUUCCUCCAAAUAAGAAGCAGCGAUAUGGUCGUCUAACUAGUUCUGUUGAAGCUGAUAUUGAGAAACUUAGUAAUGAUGCAUUUAAUGAGCAAAAAGACGCAAAUGACUAUAAACGGAAUAAAAGAGAGGCAGAGCUCAAGCUUGAGGAUCUAGACAAGAAGAUGAAUUCUAUAAAGAGACUUUGUACAAGUGCUGGAAGAACUUUUAGUUCUACGAAGAUAGCUUUGGAGGAGAAAACAAAGGAACAAGCUGCUGAACGUAGCUCGACACCAUUGUCCUCAGUUGAUGAGAUUGUUGAAGAAAUUUCAGAAAUAAACAAAAAAAUAAAAGAAGAGCAGGUGUUGUUAGAAGGCCUUGAGCAGAGGAGGCAAGAAUCAGUGGGAAAAGCAAAUGACCUUAAAGUAAAUUUUGACGAAUUGUGUGAAUCAGCGAAUAAUGAACUUGCUUCACUUGAGAAAGCUGAGAGUGAACUUAUGGAGAUUGAAAGGGAAAUAGAUUCAGCGAAAAAGGCAAAAGAUCAUUAUGAUAAUGUCAUGAAAAACAAAGUCCUUCAUGAUAUUAAGGUGGCAGAGGAACACAAUCUGGAGCUUACAAAAAGCCGCGAGGUAAAUGUUGAGAAGGCUUCCAUAAUUUGCUGUCAGAAUGAACUUGCUACGAUAGGUGGUUGUGAUGGGAAAACCCCAGAGCAAAUCAGUGCCCAAUUAGAAAGUCUGAAUCAUACACUUAGGCGUGAGAGCCAAAGAUACUCCGAAUCUAUUGAUGAUCUGAGGAUGCUAUAUGCAAAAAAAGAACGAAAGAUUGCAAAAAGGCAGCAAGUUUACAGAGCCCUUCGACAGAAAUUGAAUGCCUGUCAGAGUGCUUUGGAGUUUCGAAUGAGAAAGUUUCAGGCAAAUGCAACUAAUCUCAAGCAUCAGCUUUCUUGGAAAUUUAAUGGCCAUUUGAAAAAGAAGGGGAUCAGUGGAGUUAUCAAAGUUGAUUAUGAGCAGAUGACCUUGUCGAUUGAGGUACAGAUGCCCCAAGAUGCAUCAAACAAAGCUGUUCGAGACACACGGGGGCUUUCAGGUGGAGAGCGGUCUUUUUCAACUUUGUGCUUUGCAUUAGCCCUUCAUGAAAUGACAGAGUCCCCAUUUAGAGCAAUGGAUGAAUUUGAUGUCUUUAUGGAUGCAGUAAGCCGAAAAAUUAGCAUGGAUACUCUGGUUGAUUUUGCUGUGGCACAAGGGUCCCAGUGGAUAUUGAUCACCCCACAUGAUACUAGCUUGGUGAAAGCAGGGAACAGAGUAAAGAAGAUGCAAAUGGCAGCUCCCCGUUCUUGA
This is a messenger RNA of Vicia faba (fava bean), 3177 nucleotides long. The record is from the annotation of a GenBank genome assembly. NCBI's taxonomy places the organism in Eukaryota, Viridiplantae, Streptophyta, Magnoliopsida, Fabales, Fabaceae.